AGGUAAAUAAGCCAAGACAUGCACCCACCCCAAUUUCACGUGAUUGUCACUUAUAAAUUUGGAUUUGUGUCGAUAUAAACCAAAAAUUACUUAUAAGCUACUGUCGAGAAAACUUAAAAUGCAAGGAGUUUUAGGAUAUACAUUUUUAGGAACAGCUACUGCAGCUGCAACAGCGUUAACUUUAUAUCAUGUUUUUACUGGCAAAGGCGAAAGGGUGAGCAUUGCUUGGUUUCUGGAAAAUACAUCACCUCAUAUGUGGGCUACCACUGGAAUAGGUCUUGCAGUGGCUUUAUCUGUAGUUGGAGCAGCUGUAGGAAUUCACACAACUGGUGUCAGUAUACUGGGCGGAGGUGUUAAAGCCCCAAGAAUUAAAACAAAGAAUUUAAUAUCUGUUAUCUUCUGUGAAGCUGUUGCUAUUUAUGGUCUCAUUACCGCAAUUGUUCUUUCAGGCUACUUGGAGGAUUUCAAUUACAAAAUGGCACAAACUGAUCUUAGCAUCUUAGCUAAGAAUUGGAUGGCAGGAUAUCUAAUGUUUGGCGCAGGUUUAGCAGUGGGGACAGUAAAUUUGUUCUGCGGUAUAUGUGUUGGCAUAGUGGGUUCUGGAGCAGCUUUAGCAGAUGCCGCCAAUUCCUCCCUGUUUGUCAAAAUCCUCAUAGUUGAAAUUUUUGGGAGUGCUAUUGGGUUGUUUGGAUUGAUUGUCGGAAUAUAUACUGUGUCUAAAGUUCAAAUGGGAAACUGAAGCAGUUAUUUUUUUAGUAUUAAUUUAGUAUUAGCAAUUUUGUUAACAGUUUUAGAAAACGAGUUUCAAAGACAUGUAUAUAUAAAGUUAAAUCCACGAUUUAAUAGUAAGGUAUCAUAUAAUAAUGUUGGAAAAAUAGAAUUAGUUGAAACAUA
This is a messenger RNA of Cylas formicarius (sweet potato weevil), 894 nucleotides long. Its product is annotated as V-type proton ATPase 21 kDa proteolipid subunit c''-like. The coding region runs from base 119 to 739 and encodes 206 amino acids. The transcript is spliced from 6 exons. The record is from RefSeq and is a predicted model, not a curated record. Gene Ontology annotation, cellular component: proton-transporting V-type ATPase, V0 domain. Gene Ontology annotation, biological process: proton transmembrane transport. Lineage: Eukaryota; Metazoa; Arthropoda; Insecta; Coleoptera; Brentidae. Gene Ontology annotation, molecular function: proton-transporting ATPase activity, rotational mechanism.